Sphaerulina musiva SO2202 is the source of this 825-nucleotide messenger RNA. RefSeq names its product NAD(P)-binding protein. The transcript is spliced from 6 exons. Bases 25 to 825 code for a protein of 266 amino acids. The record is from RefSeq and is a predicted model, not a curated record. NCBI's taxonomy places the organism in Eukaryota, Fungi, Ascomycota, Dothideomycetes, Mycosphaerellales, Mycosphaerellaceae.
AAGAAAAGGAAAAAGAAAAGGAAAAUGACGCUCUUCCCUGGCGUUGCGUUGGUCACAGGCGCCGCGUCAGGCAUUGGACAAGCGACAGCAAUUUCAUUUGUUCGCGAAGGCUGCCGAAAAGUUGCCAUUGCAGGCCAGAAUCCCGCUGGCCUGGCGGAAACGGAGCAGCUGAUGCGAGAUCUGGUGUCGACUUCUGUCGCCGGAGAGCUGGAUAUUGUGUGCCAUACCACCGACGUCUCGCAGGAAGCCGAAAUUGAUGCUCUGCUGGAGAAGACGGUGCGCGAUCUCGGGCGGGUCGACUAUGCGGUCAAUUGUGCAGGUGUUCUCCAAAAGGAACAGUCUUCUCAUGAGACCUCGGUGGAAGACUUUGAUCGCAUCAAUAGCGUCAACUACCGGGGUUGCUGGCUGUCGUCUCGAGCCGAGAUCAAGCAAAUGCUGAAGCAAGAACCGCUUCCGACUCACGAUGGUCGUCCUGGUAACAGAGGCGCCAUCGUGAACAUUGCCUCUCAGCUUGGUAUUGUCGGAAGGCCUGGGGCUCCGGCCUAUUGUGCCUCCAAGGCCGCGGUAAUUAGCUUGACGCAGUGCGACGCCAUUGAUUAUUCCAAGGACAACAUUCGAGUAAACUGCGUCUGUCCAGGGGUCAUUGAUACGCCCAUGACCAGACCACACAUGGACACGUACAAGCCGGCGAUCGCUAUUGCUCCCAUGAACCGUCCUGGCACUGCACAAGAAAUUGCCGAUACCGUCUUGUUCUUGUGUAGCUCCAAGGCUACUUUUUGCCAAGGAAUGGCGUUGAUUUGCGACGGGGGAUAUGUGCAGAAUUGA